AUGCACACGACGCACCCGCCACCCCUCGCCGAAAACCUCACAUCCACGCCCCAGUCGCCCUCGUCCGGCCCGGCGCCCAGCUUGACGCCCCAGCCCAUGCGCUCCACGACGCGCACCGCGUUGCCGUCGUGGCAACCGCACCACGACGCCGCGCCGCCCCCCCAGCAGCAGCAGCAGCGAGGGCACGCCCGCGUCCGCGUCCGGUACACGCGCGGCGCCGGCUUGGCGGCGUCGGCGGCCACGAAGCUCGGGCACGUCGAGAAGCCCAUCCGCGGCCCGCACGGCUCCGUCACCGCCGCCCACAUGUGCCCGCAGUCCUUGUGCUGGAAGUAG
Molecule: messenger RNA, 333 nt
Organism: Hirsutella rhossiliensis
Lineage: Eukaryota; Fungi; Ascomycota; Sordariomycetes; Hypocreales; Ophiocordycipitaceae
Exons: 2
Coding region: 1-333 (110 amino acids)
Source: RefSeq, a predicted model, not a curated record